Messenger RNA from Populus euphratica (Euphrates poplar), 1742 nucleotides. RefSeq names its product Undecaprenyl pyrophosphate synthetase family protein (gene CPT1). The coding region runs from base 275 to 1390 and encodes 371 amino acids. The transcript has 3 exons. Gene Ontology annotation, molecular function: ditrans,polycis-polyprenyl diphosphate synthase [(2E,6E)-farnesyl diphosphate specific] activity. Lineage: Eukaryota; Viridiplantae; Streptophyta; Magnoliopsida; Malpighiales; Salicaceae. Gene Ontology annotation, biological process: polyprenol biosynthetic process. Gene Ontology annotation, cellular component: endoplasmic reticulum. The record is from RefSeq and is a predicted model, not a curated record.
ACAAGAAAUUUCCCGCUUCCACCCAACCACCACAAAGAGAGAAAGAAAUCCAAUCGACGAGAGGUGGUCUUAACAAAAAUUUCACUAUAAUAAUUCGAAUGGUUCUCUCUUCUCUGUUGAAAACUAACUGGUGUCCUGUUUUUGUACCUGUCCGUUUCUCCUUGUCGGCUCCAAGUUCUGUUCGCGGAGAUUCAUGAUUGAUUUUCUCUGGUUGCAAUAUUGAUCUCCACAGAUCAUAGGUCAGUUGACACUUGCAUUCUUGUUUUAGAUUACAAUGGACAAGCAACAUGGUAGUAGAUUAAGUGAGCUGUUUGGUAGUUUGGGUAGUUUCUUCAGAAAAUGCAUGUUUUGCAUUCUAUCUAUGGGUCCCAUCCCCAACCAUUUUGCAUUCAUAAUGGAUGGAAAUAGAAGAUAUGCUAAGAAGGAAAAAUUGGAAGAAGGUGCUGGUCACAGAGCAGGAUUUUCAGUUCUUAUGUCCAUGCUUAAGUACUGCUAUGAGUUGGGAGUAACUUAUGUCACUAUUUAUGCCUUCAGCAUUGAGAAUUUCAAAAGGAAGCCUGAUGAGGUUCAGAGCCUGAUGGAUCUGAUUCUGGAGAAGAUUGAAGGGUUGCUUAAGGAAGAAAGCAUUGUGAACAAAUAUGGUAUCAGGGUGUAUUUUAUAGGUAAUUUGAAACUUUUGAGCGAGCCUGUCAGGGUGGCAGCAGAAAAGGUUAUGAAGGCUACUGCUAAGAACACCAAGUGUGUGCUUUUGAUCUGCAUGGCCUAUACUUCAUGUGAUGAGAUUGUGCAAGCUGUCCAUGAAUCCUGUAAAAAUAAGUGGGAGGAAAUUCAACCUUGUAACUCACAUAAAAGUUGCAGCGGUAGGGUUGAAGAGGUAGAUGGCAAAAGCAUAGAUGAUGGCAGUGGCCACAGUGUUCAAGAAUUGUUUGGAGUUCAAACAAAUGAAUUACGAGCAACAAGGGCAAGCACACUCUGUAAUGAUGUGGCUGAAGGAGUAGAAAUGAGUGAUAAAAAAAGUGGUGUGGUUGGGCAUGCUGUCCAUGGAUCCUGUGAUAAAUGGGGUGAAGUUCAAUCAUUGGAGGCAAGUAGAAUUGGAGAUGAUGUAAUUCCAAAUGUAAAGAGUGAGAAAUUGCUGGAGGAUCUUUCGAUAUUAAAGGUGGUUGACAUUGAGAGCCACAUGUAUAUGUCAGUAGCUCCCAAUCCUGACAUUGUGAUCCGAAGUUCUGGGGAGACCCGCCUCAGUAACUUCCUACUUUGGCAAACUAGAAACUCCCUGUUGUAUUCUCCAAAUGCACUAUGGCCAGAUAUGAGGUUGUGGCACUUGGUGUGGGCAGUCUUAGACUUCCAGCGCAAUCAUUCUUAUUUUGAGAAGAAAAAGAAGCAGUUUUAACCACAUUUUGACACUACAGAAGAUUCUUUCUUCUCUUCUCUCUCAUAUUACAGUAGUUGUGCAUCUGCGAUUGAAUUCUAAUGGAAACUGGGAAGCUCAAGAGUGAGAUGCCUCACCCUUUUGUUGUAAUCUAAAGAGUCUAAUUUCCAUGCCUGGGCACUUCCAAAUUACACUGAUGCUUUGAGGUGGGGUACUUCCAAUUUUGGAACCAUAUUGAAUUCCUCGCAGGCAACAAUUAUCUUUUUUAUAUUUUGGAAAAUCUUGAAUAUUAGCUAUGAUCUCUUAGCCGGGGGUUUACUGCUUGUAUCAUAUAAUUGCAAUGGACAUAAAUGAUCAAGCGAAAACAUUUGAA